Molecule: messenger RNA, 6911 nt
Organism: Salarias fasciatus (jewelled blenny)
Lineage: Eukaryota; Metazoa; Chordata; Actinopteri; Blenniiformes; Blenniidae
Product: plexin-B2-like
Exons: 43
Coding region: 619-6225 (1868 amino acids)
Biological process (GO): regulation of GTPase activity; regulation of cell shape; positive regulation of axonogenesis
Cellular component (GO): semaphorin receptor complex; plasma membrane
Molecular function (GO): semaphorin receptor activity; protein binding
Source: RefSeq, a predicted model, not a curated record
CAGACCGGCUGGACGCGCUUCGUCUCUCUGCUUUCAGAACACUGACACACACACACACACACACACACACACACACACACACUACGCACACACAGUGUGAGUGUGUGUGUCUCCGGUGUUCCUCCCACCUGAACCGGACCGGAGCUCAGCGCGUGAAGCGGGGAGGCAGCUGAAGUGUGCGCGCGCCGCCCCGCACGCCCCGCACGCCCCGCGUGAAGCCGGGAGUUCUGCAGGACCGUUUGGAUCCGAAACUUUUCUCUUCUGAGGAACUCCGACCGGGAGCGCGCCGAGGACACGCGCCCGCGCCAGAGGAGGCGAGACGCCAGCUCCACCCGAUCACCAGGCUCCACCCGAUCACCAGGCUCCACCCGAUCACCAGGCUCCACCCGAUCACCAGGCUCCACCCGAUCACCAGGCUCCACCCGAUCACCAGGCUCAAAGCUGACCAGGUCUCCACCCACCUCCACCUCCUGCAGAGCUCCACCCCCUUCAGAGCUCCACCCCCUGCAGAGCUCCACCCCCUGCAGAGCUCCGCCCCCCUGAGGCCUCCUGGAUGUCGUUACCAGCAAAGCAGAGCAGCUAGCAGACCAGGAAGAGACCGACUUCAGCCCUGACCUGAUGGAGCGGUUGUGGGCGUGGCUUCUGGCCCUCGCCGCCGUGUCGGCCCCGGCCGUGCGGAGCGAGGAGUUCCUCUCGGACACGCCCAUCAACAACGUGGUUGUGGACGAGCGCUCGGGCCGGCUGUACGUGGGCGCCGUCAACGCGCUGUACCAGCUGGGCCCGGGCCUGGACCCGCAGUCCCGGGUGGAGACGGGGCCGCGGCGGGACCACCGGCUCUGCACGCCGCCCGUCACCGACGCCUGCGAGGAGGCGGCCGACACCGACAACCACAACAAGCUGCUGCUGGUGCACGGCGGCGCCGACCUGCUGGUGGUCUGCGGCAGCGUCUUCCGGGGGAUCUGCUCCCUGCGGAACCUCAGCAGCGUCCAGCAGCUCGUCUACUUCAGCGACUCCAAGGGGGAGAAGUCCUACGUGGCCAGCGCCGAGGACGACGUCUCCGUGGUGGGCGUCCUGUCCUACUUCACCCAGGACAGGGACAACCUGACCGUCUUCCUGGUGGGAAAAGGCUACGGCAGCCACGACAGCACCAAGCUCAUCUCCACCCGCAUCCUGCGCGACUACGGCGACUGGGUGGUGUUCGACAGCAUCGUGGAGGCGUCGGCGGUGCAGGCCAACCCCUUCGUGCUGCGCUACCUGCACGACUUCCGCCUGGCCUUCAGGGACGGCGGCUUCGUCUACUUCCUGUUCUCGAGGACGCUGGGCGUCCAGGACAACAAGAACUUCACCUUCGUCUCCAGGAUGUGCGAAAACGACCACGGAUACUUCUCCUACACCGAGCUGCAGCUCAACUGCAGCGCCACCAACAGGUUCAACAAGGCACAGGCGGCCUACGUCGCAGCGCCGGGCGAAGUUCUGGCUCGGAACCUGACGGACUCGGGUCUCUACGGAACCGUCUCCGCGUCGGACAUGGUUCUGUUCGUCACCUUCAGCUCGGAUGAGGAACCGUCCUCGUCGGCCUUGUGCCUCUACCCGCUGCGCUCCAUCAACCAGCGCCUCCUGCAGGUGGUCUCUUCCUGCUACAGCCACGGCGGCUUCAUCCAGGGCCGGCCGGCCGUCUACUCGCCGUACUCGUCCAAGGCGGAGGAGCUGUGCGGCAUCAACAACCCGGACAUGGCCCAGAAGUUCCGGUGUGGAGAGGAGUUCCUGCCGUCGCCGCUCGCCAGCAAGGCGGAGUUUGCGCUGAGGGCGGAGCCGGCGCUGGUCCGGAAGGCUCACAUGACGGCGGUGGCGGUGGCGGUGGAGGAGGGACACGCCGUGGCGUUCCUGGGCACCGCCGGGGGAGAGGUGUUGAAGGCCCACCUGUCGGCUCACCCCGAGGUGUUCGGCCGGACGCCGGGAGACGUCUCCGGAGACAAGGUCAACAAGAACCUCCUGCUGGACGCCAGCCGCCAGCACCUCUACGUCACCACCAGGAAGAAGGUGACCCGGGUCCCGGUCCAGACCUGCCACCUGAAGACGGACUGCCGGUCCUGCGUGGGCCUGAAGGACCCGUACUGCGGCUGGUGUGUCCUGGAGGGAAAGUGCAGCAGGAAGCAGGACUGCAGCAGGUCGGAGGAGGACAACACCUGGCUCUGGUCGCCGCGGCAACAGUGUGUUGAGAUUCAGGCCUUCGACCCCCCGAACCUGAGCUGCAGCAGGACCCAGCAGGUGCAGAUCAGCGUCCCCGCCCUGCCCCGCCUGGGCCCCUCCGACCGGCUGCAGUGUGUGUUCGAUUCCCUGGCGUCGGACGCCGUGGUGCUGCUGGACGGGCCGGCCCGGGUGGCCUGCUCGCUGCCGGACCCGUCCCAGAUCCCCCCGCCCCCCCAGCAGCAGGACUUCGUGUCGGUCCCGGUGAAGGUUCUGGUGAACAACAGGAUCGAGGUGACGAACGGAGAAUAUCACUUCUACAGCUGUGCUGCUGCCGUCAGGAGGAACCCCAACAGCCCGUGUGUGUCCUGUGUGAGCAGCUCUUGGGGCUGCCAGUGGAACGCUGAGCUCCACAGCUGCAGUGACGAGGACGGUUCUGUGAGCGGAGAACACGUCAUCAGACCGCAGCAGCCGGAGAACUGUCCUCAGUUCGAGUCCCCGGAGCCGCUGCUGGUCCCCGUCGGGUUCCAGACCCCCAUCAGCUUCCAGGGCCGGAACCUGGACUUCUACAAGGGCCGGAGGUUCUCCCUGGGCUCUGAGCUGAUGGGGCUGACGGAGGAGGAGGUGGAGCAGGAGGAGCAGGAGGAGCAGGAGGAGCAGCCCAGCUCCAGGUUCAGGGUCAGAGGUUAUAAGUUCUCCUAUGACAGGCAGCAGGAGGUCAACGUGUCGUUCCACAUCAGGGACAGAGACUCUGACAGGAGGAUCGACAGCAGACUGACAGUGCGGCUGUAUAACUGCUCGGUGCAGCGCGGCGACUGCAGCCUGUGUCGCGCCGCUGCGCCGCCGUUCGGGUGUGUGUGGUGCCCGGCGCGCCGCUCCUGUGUGUUCCGCCAGCUGUGCCCGGCGGCGGAGCCGGUUCGAUGCCCCGCCCCGCACAUCUCCGACGUCGUCCCUCGCUUCGGCCCGCUGAACGGACGCAUCUCCGUCACCAUCAGAGGCUCCAACAUGGGGGUGAGGGCGGAGGACGUCCGGAGGAUCCGGGUGGCCGGCGUGGACUGCGUCCACCGGGAGGACCGCUACUCCGUCUCCACCAGCGUGGUGUGUGAGAUCGGGCCUGCCAGGCGGGCGCCGCCCUCCGACCUCCCGGUGGAGCCGUCCCUCAGCGGCCCGGUGGAGCUGGAGCUGGACGGAGGAGGACGGGGGACGUCCCAGGUGCUCUUCACCUACCGGGACCCCAAACCGUCCGGCGUGCGUCCCUCCAGGGGUCCGGCGGCCGGCGGAACCGUCCUGACCAUCAGCGGAGAGCACCUGGACACGGCGUCCCGGGCCGACGUGGCGGUCAGCGUGGGCGGAGUUCCCUGUGAAGUCCUGUCCUUCGGGCCGGAGAUCACCUGCAGGACCGGCCGGUACCGGGGCCAGAAGGUUCCGUCCGACCCGCUGACCGUGACGGUGAAGUACGGCAGGAACACCAGCCGAGACGCGGCGGCGCCGUUCCAGUACUCCGAGAACCCCAAGAUCAGCGACUACGUCCCCAGAGACAGCUUCCUGUGUGGCGGGCGGAGGAUCCUGGUUCUGGGAAACGGCUUCGAUCUGGUCCAGACGGCCACCAUGAGGGUCCGGCCCGCCUCCGACGAGUUCUCCCAGGACCCCACCCAGGUGGAGUUCACCCAGCCGGCCCUCAGCAAGAACGACACCGUGCUGCAGUUCGAGUCUCCCGCGGUGAGCGGGACGGACGGCCGGUCCCUGCGGACCUUCGUCCAGCUGGACGCCCUGCAGGAGGAGCUGUCGAGCUUCAGCUACCAUCCCGACCCCGCCUUCAACCGCCUCGGCCCCGCCCCCAUCACCGCGACCAGCGUCGUCAUAGUGACGGGUCGCGGCUUCUCCAGAGCGAUGACGGCCAGAGAGGCUCAGGCGUUUGUGGGGGACGCGUCCUGUCCCGUCAACAUCCUGCAGGACGAUAAGUUGAUCCUGGAGGCUCCGUCCUCGCCGCCCCGGUCUCGGUCCAGACGGCAGCGCAGGGACACCGCGGCGGACGAGCUGGAUCUGGUGGUGAAGUUUGGACGGGGGGAGUGGACGGUGGGCUCGGUGUACUACGCCCGGAAAGACGACGUCCCCCUGGCGGCGGUGGUCCCGGCCGUGGUCGUCCCCAUGCUGCUCUUCAUCGCCGUCUCCGUCUACUGCUACCGGAGGAAGAGCCGGCAGGCGGAGCGCGAGUACGAGAAGGUGAAGCAGCAGCUGGACAGCCUGGAGGACAGCGUCCGGGACCGCUGCAAGAAGGAGUUCACAGACCUGAUGAUGGAGAUGGAGGAGCAGACCAGCGACCCGGGCGAGGUCCGGAUCCCCUUCCUGGACUACAAGACCUACACGGAGAGGAACUUCUUCCCGCCCUCGGAGAACCGGGCCGGCGCCGACGAGCCCAGGAUCAGCGGGCGGAUCCAGAUCCCGGCGGCCCGCAGAGCCACCGUGGCCCAGGCCCUGACCCAGUUCUCCAACCUGCUCAACAGCAAGACCUUCCUGAUCCACUUCAUCCGCACGCUGGAGGCGCGGCCGGACUUCAACGCGCGUUGCCGCGGCGACCUGGCGUCUCUCCUGACGGUGGCGCUGCACGGCCAGCUGGAGUUCUUCACCGACGUCAUGAGAACCCUGCUGCUGCAGCUCAUGGACCAGCACGUUCUCAACAAGAACCCCAAGCUCAUGCUGCGCAGGUCGGAGACGGUUGUGGAGCGAAUGUUGUGCAACUGGAUGUCCAUCUGUCUCUAUCAGUUCCUCAGGGACACCGCCGGAGAACCGCUGUACAAACUGUUCAAGGCCCUGAAGCACCAGGUGGAGAAGGGUCCGGUGGACGCCCGGCUCCGCAGGGCCAAGUACACCCUGACCGACACGGGGCUGCUGGGGGGCGACGUGGACUACCAGGUCCUGACCCUGCAGGUCCUGGUUCACGGAGAAGGUCCAGACGUGACUCCAGUCAAGGUUCUGAGCUGUGACACCAUCACCCAGGUGAAGGAGAAGAUCAUCGAUCAGGUGUACCGGAACCUGCCGUUCUCUCAGAGGCCCGCGGUGGAGAGCGUCGCUUUGGAGUGGCGUCCCGGGUCCACCGGUCAGAUCCUGUCCGACCUGGACCUGACGUCCCAGAGGGACGGACGCUGGAGGAGACUCAACACGCUGGCCCACUACAACGUUCGAGACAACGCCACCCUGGUUCUGUCCAGAGUCCUACACACACAGUCCGUCCUCCAGAACCAAGACAGCCAUGAAGAGAGGAACGUCCUCCUGGAGGACGACUGCACGUUCCACCUGGUCCGUCCAGCAGACGAGCUGGACGAGGUCAAGUCCAAGAGAGGGAGCAUGAAGGACAAGAGCAUGACCAAGGCCAUCACCGAGAUCUACCUGACCCGGCUGCUGUCCGUCAAGGGCACGUUGCAGCAGUUCGUAGACGACUUCUUCCGCAGCGUUCUGUGUUCCGGCUCCGUUCCUCCGGCCGUUAAGUAUUUCUUCGACUUCCUGGACGAGCAGGCUGAGAGACACGACAACGUGGACGAGGAGACACUGCACAUCUGGAAGACCAACAGCCUUCCUCUGAGGUUCUGGGUCAACAUCCUGAGGAACCCUCACUUCAUCCUGGACGUCCACGUGACUGAAGUUGUGGACGCGUCUCUUCACGUCAUCGCUCAGACCUUCAUGGACGCCUGCACCAAGACGGAGCACAAGCUGAGCCGGGAGUCGCCCAGCAACAAGCUCCUCUACGCCAAAGAGAUCCCCACCUACAAGAAGAUGGUGGACGAUUACUACCGGGGCAUCAGACAGAUGGUCCCUGUCAGCGAUCAGGACAUGAACACACACCUGGCCGAGGUGUCUCGGCAACACACGGACCAGCUGAACACCCAGGUGGCGCUGCAUCAGCUGUAUCAAUACGCCAGCAAGUACUACGACGCGAUCAUCCAGUCUCUGGACGAAGAUCCGGCGGCGCAGAACAAACAGCUGACGCUCCGCCUCCAGCAGGUCGCCGCCGCCCUGGAGAACAAGGUCACCGACCUCUGACCCCUGGGACGGAAGGGGCGGGGCCUGGAGGGAGGGGGAGGGGCCAGACUGUCACAUCAGAGAGACUUUCUGGAGGGUUCCUGGAGAACGUUCUCGGUUCCACGCUGACAAAGACAAGGAGAAGAAGAAAAGUGGUUCUCCUCGGUACUAGAGAAAGUUCUGCGGUCCUCGGUACUCCGUCGUGCUGGUUCGGGUUCUGGGGAGGGGAACUGGCCGACCAAUGAGAAAGCAGUCCGGUACAGCACCGGCCAAUGGCAGGGCGGUGCGUUCAGGGUCCGGGGAGCGUGGGACGUCACGCCGCCGAGGAACCCGUGGAGAACGUCUGCUCUCCUUCUGGACCAGGUCUCCAUCUCACUGCAGCUUCUCCUGAAGGUCUCUGUUCUUGGUUUUGGUACCAAAGUGGAGCAGAACGUUAGACUCUAGCAGAACCUCAACGCAGAACCUUUGUUUUUACAUUUUGAAAAAGUCAAGAUUAAAAACCUUUAACUGUUUUUUAAUUCCGGAUUUGAGCUAAAAGUUUCUCAAUAAUUCAACUUCAUGGUGGAGCUGAGCGACGGACGCAGGACUUCCUGUGUUCAGAAGGAUUUUCACACUAAAGGAGAAAAUGUUCUGAUUUCAUUCUGAAUGUUUUUCCUGCUUUUAUUGUACGAAGAUUUAAAAUCACAUUAAACUGUUUUAAAAACUUU